UGCGUCCUCGCCGUCGCCGCCGCUGCUCCUCCUCAGUCACGCUGGUCCAAUCUUGCCGCUGCAGUUCCUCCACCGCAGCAGCUGCUUUCUGUCGACUCUGCUCCUCUCUCGCGGUUUUGCCCCUCAUUCCCGCUGCUUCUGUCUCCGUGGUCACGAUGCAGCAGUAGCAGUUGAGGCGUGAGUGCUGCUGUUGGUUUCCUGUAAAAGUGUUUAUCAAGCCAUAUAUAAAACUCCACUUUGAACCUAAAUGGUAGGACUCUCAGUUGGAGAAAAGUAUUUCAUACAGGGUGGCAUUAAUCAAAAUCUCCGCUCUGAUGGUCGCAAGCGAGAUACCUAUCGGCCCAUUUUUGUUGAAACAGGAGUCAUCCCUCAGGCAAAUGGCUCGGCACGAGUUAGGAUAGGUACAACAGAGGUUAUUGCUAGUGUGAAGGCUGAGCUUGGAAGGCCAAGUGCAUUGCAUCCUGACAAGGGAAAGGUUGCUAUAUUUGUUGAUUGUAGCCCAGUUGCAGAACCAACAUUUGAGGGCAGAGGCGGUGAGGACCUGUCAACAGAACUUUCAGUUGCUCUUCAGCAUUGUCUCUUGGGUGGUAAAAGUGGGGCAGGCGCUGGAAUUGAUCCAUCAUCUCUAGUAGUUGCAGAAGGAAAAGUUUGUUGGGAUCUUUAUAUUGAUGGCCUUAUUGUCAGUUCAGAUGGAAAUCUUUUAGAUGCUCUUGGUGCUGCAAUUAAGGCUGCAUUGAGCAAUACAGGCAUCCCAAGAGUCCAUGUUACAGCUGCUGCAUCAGGUGACGAGCAACCGGAGGUUGACAUAAGUGAUGAAGAAUUUCUUCAAUUUGAUACGUCGGAAGUUCCUGUUAUAGUUACCUUAACAAAGGUAGGGAGACACUACAUUGUAGAUGCUACUUCAGAAGAGGAAUCUCAGAUGAGCUCUGCUAUUUCUUUUUCGAUAAAUCGGAAAGGGCAUAUUUGCGGGUUGACAAAACGAGGAGGCUCAGGCAUCGAUCCAAGUGUGAUUUCUGACAUGAUAUCUGUUGCACAACAUAUAAGUGAGCAGCUGAUAACUAAACUGGAGUCAGAAAUAUCUGCUGCUGAGGCUGGUGAAGAUGAAUUGUGAGAAUUAUGUUUGAUCAUUGUUUGUGUACAAUUAUGUUUAAUGAGCAUUGGGAUAUCACCACAGCAACUCAGGGAGAUGAGUAGAAUUAGAAGAGUAUUAUUGUAACAGCAUUAUCAAAUGUUUGAAAUUAGAAGAUGCUAUUAUCAAAUGUAUGGAAGCAGCAUCAUGAUUAAUUAAAAGAUGCUAUUAACUGUUUGUGGCC
Manihot esculenta (cassava) is the source of this 1313-nucleotide messenger RNA. Its product is annotated as exosome complex component RRP42. NCBI's taxonomy places the organism in Eukaryota, Viridiplantae, Streptophyta, Magnoliopsida, Malpighiales, Euphorbiaceae. The record is from RefSeq and is a predicted model, not a curated record. Gene Ontology annotation, cellular component: nuclear exosome (RNase complex); cytoplasmic exosome (RNase complex). Gene Ontology annotation, biological process: TRAMP-dependent tRNA surveillance pathway; nuclear mRNA surveillance; nuclear polyadenylation-dependent mRNA catabolic process. The transcript has 9 exons. Bases 248 to 1111 code for a protein of 287 amino acids.